AUGAGCCAGGUGUCGUCCGUGGACGUGCGCAGCCGGAUCGAUGCAGGUCGUGAAGCCAAGCCUCGGGAAAAAUGGAGGCGAAAUUUGGAUUUUCUGUUUGCAUGUAUCGGCUUCUCAAUCGGAUUCGGCAACGUCUGGCGAUUUCCUUUCCUCUGUUUCAAAAAUGGCGGAGGUGCAUUUCUGAUCCCCUACUUCAUAAGUUGCUUCCUUGUUGGCAUCCCGAUGUUCUUCCUGGAGGUUAGUGUUGGACAGCUUAUGUCGCGCGGUGGACCAGCGGCCUGGGAGAUCAUCCCUCUGUUCAAGGGUGUGGGUUAUGCCGGAGUUUUUGUCCUCUUCUGUCUGAACUGUUAUUACAAUGUCAUCCUCGCCUGGAUCAUCUUCUAUCUGUUUGCCUCCGUGACAAGUAGUCUUCCCUGGACUACCUGUGACAACUGGUGGAACACAGAGAAUUGUCAUGACUUCACCAAUGGCUUCGCAGACACGAACAGCUCCCUCUACAUGGCGGAUCCAGUCAGCGAAUACUGGGAACACCGUGUCCUAGGACUCUCCGCCGGUAUUGAUACAGUCGGUACGGUGCGUUGGGAACUGGCUCUCUGUCUGCUUGUGACUUGGGCCGUUGUAUUUCUUUGCAUUUUCCAGGGCAUUCAUGAAUCCAGUAAGGUAUGUUCAAUCCUGUCUACUUUGGUGUUCCCCGUUCCUUUCAUUUCAAAGAAGGCAGAAACGCAAAAUACUCUACUUCACCGCACCCUGCCCUAUUAUUCUGAUGCUCAUUCUGCUGAUUCGAACUGCAAUGUUUGGUCAGACGCUGGAACUCAAAUAUUUUUCAGCUAUUCUAUUAGCGUGGGAACCCUGACGGCACUCGGCAGUUAUAACGACUUUCAUCACAAUUCAUUCAGGGAUACGGGAAUAUUUGCCUUCCUGAACACAUGUGUCAGCUUCAUCGCUGGCUGCAUAAUCUUUACGACGUUGGGCUACAUGUCUGAGACCUCUGGAAUCCCAAUAGCUCGGGUCGCCGAAGCGGGACCCGGACUAGCCUUCGUUGCUUAUCCCAAGGCGCUCUCAACGAUGCCUCUGAGUCCCCUGUGGUCCGUGCUCUUCUUCUUGAUACUUCUACUACUUGGGCUUGACAGCCAGGCUGAAAGCCGCAUCGAAUAG
Molecule: messenger RNA, 1155 nt
Organism: Dibothriocephalus latus
Lineage: Eukaryota; Metazoa; Platyhelminthes; Cestoda; Diphyllobothriidea; Diphyllobothriidae
Source: the annotation of a GenBank genome assembly